Molecule: messenger RNA, 477 nt
Organism: Kickxella alabastrina
Lineage: Eukaryota; Fungi; Kickxellomycota; Kickxellomycetes; Kickxellales; Kickxellaceae
Exons: 1
Coding region: 1-477 (158 amino acids)
Source: RefSeq, a predicted model, not a curated record
AUGGCAAACAACAUGCGCCACGACGACGCCAUUGCCAGGACAGGCCAGGAGAUGGGCGCACUCUUUGACCAGUUUUUCGAAAGCAUUGAAACACUGCGGCUGAACCGCACCCAGCCCGCUGCCAGCGACGUCAACGCAACGAUAGCAAACAUUUCGUCCAACCUGUGGACUCCGCGAAUUGAGAGCCACGAAGACAAACACAGAAUCACAAUCAGGGCAUGGUUGCCCGAUGUGCCGAACAGCCAGAUCCGCAUUGACACGGGGACACACGGUCGACUGAAGAUUUACGGCGAGAGAAACAGCCAGGUGGUAUAUGAAAGCGGCACCGACAGAAUCACCGAGCGCCAGCUUGGGCAGAUCGAAAAAAGCAUACCGCUGCCGCCUGAAGCACUGGUCGACCAGAUAACGGCACUCGACGAUGGACCCUGCCUGGUAAUCACAGUCCCAAAGGCAGCAAAAGCUGAUAAUGGUGCUUAA